Messenger RNA from Stegastes partitus (bicolor damselfish), 2603 nucleotides. RefSeq lists its product as uncharacterized. Gene Ontology annotation, molecular function: protein binding. Bases 32 to 1228 code for a protein of 398 amino acids. The transcript is spliced from 5 exons. The record is from RefSeq and is a predicted model, not a curated record. NCBI's taxonomy places the organism in Eukaryota, Metazoa, Chordata, Actinopteri, Pomacentridae.
CCUUAAAGUGUGUCCAGGCUGAGCAUCCAGGAUGACAGGGAAUACUCUGAUCCUUUUGUUUCUAGUGUUUCCUCUUUACCACGCAGAGGAACAUGUUGUUAAUGAGCUGUACACCCUGAUUGAAAAGGGCCAGAGCAGCUUUGUGGAUCCAGUCCUGAGCAACCAGAGUCGACUGAUGGUUAAAGAGCCCACGCUGCCCAUCAACGAGCUCAUAGAGAAGAGCAGCAAGACCAGCGAGUCCAAAUUUAACCAUCCUCUCCCAGCUGCCGUGUGGCCGAAGCACAGCGACCUGGCUCCCAUCCCUCGCCACCACAGCCCCCACAACAAGAGCAAAAAGGGGCCCAAGAGCGACCGUCUGGUGGAGCACAACAGCGAGAAGAACAGGGGGGAAGUCAUCGGCCUGCUUCCCAAAACCCAGCUGACAGGAGCUGCAGGUGCUGCCUCCAACCGCACGGUGCAGAAGACCAACCAGGACGUCCAGCCCAACAUCAGCCCGCCUCAGCAGAGCGAGCCGGAGGGACACCCCAACUCCAGAGCCAGGCCUCCGUCCCACACUCAGCCCCCGGCUCAGCCUCCGCAGACUUCUUCUCCACGCAGGGAUCCCCCCAACCGGAGGAUGGACCCGGAGGAGAACCGGCCGGGGAAGUCCAGCCUCUAUCAGUCUGGUCUCGGUGCCGCGACCCGCAACAACAGCCGCCCGCCGGUGGUCUUCAACCGGCGCUCCUCCAGCCUGCUGUACCAGUUUGACAUCCUGAGGCGAGAGUCCGACUUCGCGCAUGACGCCUUCUGCAUGAGCGAGUGCAGGAAGGAGAAGGAGGAGAGAGAGUAUUACUGCUACAGCGAGUUUGCGGUCAAUGGGAUUGUCCACGACAUUGAUGUGCUGCGCAAAGGAAUACGACUCAUCACGCUGAUGGUCAGCAGUGACGGCUUCUACAAGAUGAGCCGUCUGUAUGUGACCCCAGACAGCUUUUUCUUCAAAGUUCGCCUCCUGGUGCUGGAUACCUACAAGUGCAGCAAACCUUGUCCUGAUAUCAAACUUGGAACCAGAUACAUUAUAAUGGGUCAGAUCUACCACCGGAGGCGUCAUCUUCCCAGUGACCUCCUGAACCUGCUGGGUGGGAAACUGAAGCCUGGUGACGGCCUCCUGCGGAGCAACAACUACGUCAAGAGGUUCAACAAACGGAGGCACCAGAAAGCUCUGGAAGCCACCCGCUCCAGGUGUAGGUGAACCACAGAUAAGACUGUCACCCCUCGCUGCAGGGGAAGAGACAUUGCGCCUGAACGGAUCUUAACUAACCCCUCAGUAUUGUGCAAGACAGAAGACGUGUCGCAGGAGGAAGGCGUGGAUUUACUUUCACAUGGACUGCUAUGAUGUAUCAUGAUACUGGCUCAUUUUAUUUAACUUAUCUGUUCAGUUCCCAACGUGCUGACGUGUGGUUUCUUUGACCGAAAACACAAGUAGCUUCAAUUAAAACGAUGAUCUGUAACAUCUGGGGCAUCAAACACUAUGUCCCACUAUCCCUCUGUUACCUUCUCAAAAUAGCAACUCCAUUCAAACUCCUCAUUCACUCAUGGCUGGUUCAUGAAGUCCCUAAAAAAGUAAGGUAUCAAACUUGUUCACUUUUAAAGGGAAAUCUGACUCAUCUGGAGUCCCACUCACAUUAUUUUACAAAACGGAAAUAUUUAAUCGUAUUACUUUUUGUGCGUUUGUGCAUUUCAAACAGGAAACCAACGAAGAUCCUGUUUUUCUAAUUGGCGUCAAAGCAUGCUCCUGAAUUUUAUACAUCCAAACGUUUUCAGUAGUGAUUGUUUUUUUUUUUCCUGGAAUAAUCACAGUUUCUACAUUGAUGUCAUGAAAACUUCUGUUACUUUGAUUUGUCAGCGAUGCUUCCAAAAUUAUAUGAAUACAAAAUAUUGUAUUGCACUGUAUAGUAUUAGUGGUCACGUGCACAAUGUCACUGUGGGUGAUGUUGGUGAGCAGGAAAUGCACUAUUAAGUGAGGGAAUUAAGGGCCUGAAAAAGCAGCAACAAACCCCCAGUGGAGGAGGCAGAGGAGGAAGGAGGGGAGGGAAAGGGACAGAAAGAAGUUUUCUUGUCAUGAGAGCGGCUUAUUUUUCUAGCUUCAAUUAUGUGUCCACGAUGAAAUGUUUGCCCGGGACAUCAAAAGGGGGCCUUGCUGAAUGAGGAGGAGGUGUGGUUUUGUUGGGACUAAGCCAUAAAUCUAAUCGCAGGAAUCUGAUCCGCUACACACCUGGACACAUGACUCAAAGAAGUGCCUCCGUCACUGCUCCUUUUAGGGAUUGCUCGUGGUUUCACGAACACAACCUCCUUUGCUCAAAAAGGGGGUAUUUAAAGUAUGUAGGCAGGAUCAGAAGAAAAGGGGGGUGUGGAGGCAAGGUGGAGGAGGAAUUGAAGCAGUAAAAGGGUGUGUUGGAUCUGCCUUUCCAAAGGGAUAGCUUCUUAUUUAAUCAAAAAUCCCUGGCUUGAUUGUAGUACGACCCUGAGCUCAUGCUUCUUAUGAAAGGGAAAAGAUUUGCACUGAAUGCUUACACUGCUUUACUAAACAUGAACUUAAUAAAAAUGUGUAUUUGUUUUGUACUCAA